AGCUGAGCACCGCAAAGGGGUUUUGUCCCCCUCCAGCAAAUCCCCUGGCCAAAAUUAUGAGGUUUUUCCUGAAACUCAGAUUUGGGGCUAAAACUUCAUUUCCCAGGGCCCACCUUGGGCUGGGGGCCUCCAAUCAGCACCGAGGGAGGCUUUAAGGAGGCUGCCUGCUGGAGGACAUUCCCCCUGGGGAGGCAGGGAGGUCUUCUCCAGCUUGGGGUGGCUCUGAGCAUGUCACCGUGUGUUGGGUGAGUGUGGUCCCACCGCCAGCUGUGCCUGACCUCAGGACCACCGCCGUAACCCCACGUCCCCUCCUGCAGAGCCGGCGGGUGACAAAGCCAUGGGGAUCUCGAGGGCCCGCGGGGCGAAGGACAGCAGCAACCGGAAGCGAAAGAGUGAGGCAGAGAAGGGGCAGGAGGUGCUGAAGGCACCCCAGGGGAAGGCUGUGAAGAAGGAGCCAGAGGAAACUCCGUGCAUGGCGCAGCCCCCUGUGCUGAAAGGGAAGAAGAAAUCUGCAAAAGUCAAGGAGAAACCACUGCAGGAGAACAUCAUCAGCAGCUCCCUAAAGCACGAGGCUGUGGAAGGUAAAGGUCUCAGCCCAAGCCCAUGGGAUGGGAUCCGAGCGAAGGAGGCAGCUGCAUCUGGGUUGGAGGAGACUGAAUCCAGCCUUCACCAAGGGUCAUCAGUAGGGCUGGAGGACUCUUCCAGGUCACAGCCCAAAAUCUGGAGUGAGGGACCUGCAGUGGGACAGCAGCUCUUGGAGACCAAAGACAGAGUUGGGCUCCUGAGACCAAGUGGUGGUGUUCCUAGCAUGGCUGCAUCCCUUUCUGGAGAGCCUGGGGGUUCAGGGUUAUUUCUGGGGGUCACUGCUGUGAGGGAGGAGGUGGAAAAGGAGCUGGACCCCUCUGUCCCACAGCAGAAAGGGGAUGCCCGAGACCUGAAGAGGAAAAAAGAGAGAGAGAAGAAGCAAGAGCAAAGGAAGCAGAGGGAGAAGGGGUUGCUGAGAAAAGGAGGGAGCAAGAUGGAUGAAUUUGAGGAAGAUCUUGGGGGUAUGAUGGAGGGAUUCAAGGGUGAGGAUGGUGCUGAUGGGAAUGGAGACUGGGGAGUGGGACAAGGAAGAGCCAAGAGAGGGAGCAGCAGCUGUGCCCAGGGAAGGAGCAAUGAGAAGAAAAAGCAGGAGAAAGGGAAAGCAGAGAAACGCAAGAAGGUGAAAACAGAGGGGGAGGAGAAAAUGGGGAGGAAGAAAAUAAAGAAGGAAAAAAUGCUGGAAGAGGAGCAAAAGUUGGAAAGGACAAAUGAGGAAUUAGAAGUGGGAGAUGAACCAGGAGGGAUGGAGGGGAGAGAGGUGGUGGGAAAGGAAAGUGAAGAUGGGAAAGGAAUAAAGGAGGAGGAGGUGGAUGAGCAAGGGGAUGAGAGAUGGGGACAGGCUGAGAGCAUGGAGAUUGGGCUGGAGGUGAAGGAGGAAGAUGAGGCAGGGAAGGGAGAUAGGCCAGGGGAAGGGAAAAAGCAGAAAACCAAGGAGAAAAAGCCAAAAGAGAAAAAGGAGAGGGGGAAGAAAAGUAAAGAGAAGAGCGAAAAUGAGGAGAUCCCAGAGAAAACCCAGAAAAGAAAAUCUAAGGAGGAAGGAGAGGAGAAGAAAAACAAAAAGGCUAAAAAGGAGGAAAAAGAGAAAGAAAAGAAAGAGGCAGAAAAGAAGUGGAAAUGGUGGGAAGAGGAGAAGACAGCCGACGGGGUGAAGUGGACGCAGCUGGAGCACCGAGGACCCUACUUCGCCCCUCUCUACGAGCCGCUGCCUGACGAUGUUCAGUUUUAUUACGAUGGCAAACCCCUGAAGCUGAGCCUGGCCACGGAGGAGAUUGCUACCUUCUAUGCCAAAAUGCUUGAUCACGAGUACACCACCAAGGAGAUCUUCCAGAACAACUUUUUUAAUGACUGGAGGAAGGAGAUGACCCCUCAGGAGCAGAAGAUAAUCAAGCACCUGGACAAGUGUGACUUCAGAGAGAUCCACAAGUACUUUGUAGACAAAAACGAGGCACGGAAAGCACUCCCCAAAGAGGAGAAGCAGAAACUGAAGGAGGCAGCAGACAAGAUCCAGGAAGAGUACGGGUAUUGCAUCCUCGAUGGGCACCGGGAGAAGAUAGGCAACUUUAAAACUGAGCCUCCGGGGCUUUUCCGUGGCCGUGGUGACCACCCCAAAAUGGGCAUGCUCAAGAAGAGAAUCAUGCCAGAGGAUGUGGUCAUCAACUGCAGCAAGGACUCCAAGAUCCCUGAACCGCCUGCGGGCCACAAAUGGAAGGAGGUGCGCUUUGACAACACGGUCACCUGGCUGGCCUCGUGGACCGAAAACAUCCAGAACUCCCUAAAGUACAUCAUGCUGAACCCCAGCUCCAAGCUGAAGGGGGAAAAGGACUGGCAGAAGUACGAGGUAGCCCGGAAGUUAAAGGACGUUGUCCACAAAAUCCGUGCUGAGUACCAGGCUGACUGGAAGUCCAAGGAGAUGAAGAAGCGGCAAAGAGCAGUGGCCCUCUACUUCAUCGAUAAGCUGGCCCUGCGAGCUGGCAAUGAGAAAGAGGAAGGGGAGACUGCGGACACAGUUGGCUGCUGCUCCCUGCGCGUGGAGCACAUCAAGCUGCACCCCGAGCUGGACGGGCAGGAGCACGUGGUGGAGUUUGACUUCCUCGGGAAAGACUCCAUCCGCUACUACAACAAAGUGUCGGUGGAGAAGCCGGUGUUCAAAAACCUGCAGCUGUUCAUGAAGAACAAGGACCCAGGAGAUGACCUCUUUGAUAGGCUCACUACGGUCAUCUUGAACAAACACCUCCAGAAUCUGAUGAACGGUUUGACUGCCAAAGUGUUCAGGACCUACAACGCUUCCAUCACGCUGCAGGAGCAGCUCAAGGCCCUCACUAACCCUGAAGACAGCGUUGCAGGAAAGCUGCUCUCCUACAACCGAGCUAACCGAGCUGUGGCCAUCCUGUGCAACCAUCAGAGGUCCACGCCAAAAACCUUUGAGAAGUCAAUGCAAAACCUCCAGAGUAAGAUUGAUGCCAAGAAGCAACAGCUGGAGGAAGCUGAAAAAGAGCUGAAAAAAGCUGAAGAUGAGUUUGAAGAGACAAAAGAUGCCAAAGCAGAGGCCAAUAUACAGAAGAAAAAAAAGCUGCUGGAGCGUCUAAAAGAGCAGCUGGCCAAGCUGAAUGUCCAGGCCACAGACAAGGAGGAGAACAAGCAGAUAGCUCUGGGCACGUCCAAGCUGAAUUACCUGGACCCCAGGAUUAGCAUAGCCUGGUGUAAGAAGUUUGGUGUGCCCAUUGAGAAGAUCUACAACAAGACACAAAGGGAGAAGUUUGCCUGGGCGAUCGACAUGGCCGAUGAGGACUUUGAAUUCUGAGAAAGCGCCUUUCCUGUUACCUCAUGCUCAUUUGGUGUUGUUUGAUAACUUUUUUUUACAUGCUGCAGCAGUUGUUACAGAUGUGGGGUGCUUGCCUAAAGGGAGUUUGAUCUAUGUAUUUCAUAUUGUUUUUUUGUAUGAAAAUUAGAAACCAGAUCUUUAAAACAACUGACUUGUGACACUCGUUCUGAGUGCAGUAACUUUGCUGUGAACUUUUAAUUCCUCUCCAGAGCUGCCAAGUGCUCUGGUGGAUCUCUUCUUUCCUCCUCCUUGAGAGUCUGGGAAGAAGAUUGAGAGCCUUAACAGUGCCAAUAAAUGAGAUUACAGCGUC
Cygnus olor (mute swan) is the source of this 3716-nucleotide messenger RNA. It is a transcript of the gene TOP1MT, whose product is annotated as DNA topoisomerase I mitochondrial. Lineage: Eukaryota; Metazoa; Chordata; Aves; Anseriformes; Anatidae. Gene Ontology annotation, biological process: DNA topological change; DNA replication. Gene Ontology annotation, cellular component: chromosome; mitochondrial nucleoid. Gene Ontology annotation, molecular function: DNA binding; DNA topoisomerase type I (single strand cut, ATP-independent) activity. The transcript is spliced from 21 exons. The coding region runs from base 338 to 3385 and encodes 1015 amino acids. The record is from RefSeq and is a predicted model, not a curated record.